AAAAAUGAACUCGUAUUUGGAAUCUAAUCCUCAAAGUUUCGUGAAUGAUGAUAAUAGUACUUCUCAGACUCAUGCGUAUGAUUAUAACAAUCAAUGAGAUGACUCUGAUCUCAUAGCUGCUCAGGAGAGCAUCCAAUUGGCUACGAUAAUAUUGGUAAAUUUCGAAUUCCAUACAAAAUUUGGAAUGACUGACGUCAAGAUUACAAAACAAGCAGAAAAGGGUUACAAAGGAAUAUUAGGGUUGUACAACAAAAAAGUUCAGAAGAUCUCACAAGAAAUAGAUGCAGCCUUUUGCAACCCUUGCAAAGAGGAAUUUGAAAAUUUAAAGAAAGAAGCUCAUAACUUGCUGAAAUCCCUCGAAGCUGAACCUCUGGUGGUCCAAUCAAUGUUAAGCCAAGCCAAGAGUCAGAUAUACUCUCGCUUGCUCCAAACUACAGACAUCGAACAGCAGAAGGAAAGAUUUGCCUAUGAAUGUUCCCAACAGAAAGAGCAAGUUACUGAAGUAGCUAGAAGAUUGAAACUCGACCCAAAGGAUAUGCUGCAACCAGCCGAAUGGAUGAUCAAAGAAGCCUCUCCGGCCUUUUCUAAAAAGACAGAAUCCACUCGUGCUUCAGAGGAAGAAAAUAAAGAAGAAACCUUCUUCUACAACCACUCCUCUACCCAAUCAGACGGACCUCUCACUGAACACGACACUACCUCCAAUGACCUCGACUUUUCAUUCCCAUCGACCGUUCCGCCUUCUCUCAACUCCUCUAUAUCUAUCCCUCCUACAGAUCUCUCUGUAUUCCACCCUAAUUCCUCUCCUAAGAAAGCCGCCAGCCAGCCUGCUGGCGACAAGAAGGAGACAACAGAAGUCGACCCGAGAGAUAAGGAACAAGAUGUACAUGAACUGAAGGUCGGCAUAGUGAAGAGCUACAGUGUAACAGAGGAAGAGAAGGAACAGAUCUUCUGGCUUAUGGAGAAAUGAGAGAAGAGGGUAGGAGCACUAAGGUUAGACAAUGUGCCGGUGGAUAGUGGGCUAGUGAAGGGAUUUUUGAGGGAAAGGUUUCCAGAAUAUGUACGAGGACUGUACUUUAACGAUAAUUCAGGCUCUUUGAAAUCUAUUGAGGAGUACAUUAACGAACUCUUAUACGUCAGUACCAAAGUUAAGCACAGAAUAUUUGUCUACAACUAUAUAAUCAAUCAGGAGAACUUUAAAAAUAUCCUGUCUGAAAACAGGCAUAAAGAAAGGAUUGGGUUUCCAUUCUGUAAAAUAGAUUGCUCAACAGUCCCUGAUCUCAAAGAUGCUCUUGAAGGGACCAUAAUUGAGCAAAUCUCAUUUAAAGGUUGUGGUAUAUCAGCUAGAUGUAAUUGGGGGAGAAAUCCUCAUCACUUUAUUAACCUAAUCCAGGGACUAGCAUCUUCUAAAGACUUAAAAGAUUCUUUACAUACUAUCUGGUUGCCUAUGUCAUUUCUAUCCUUUGGAAUAGUAAGAGAGACUCUUAACAACAAUGGAUUUGGCAAGGUCAAGAUUGGGGAGAACUCUCUAUAAUUCUUGGCUAAAAUCAAUUCAAAUUGAUAAAAUUCUUGAAAAA
Messenger RNA from Moneuplotes crassus, 1574 nucleotides. NCBI's taxonomy places the organism in Eukaryota, Ciliophora, Spirotrichea, Euplotida, Euplotidae. The record is from the annotation of a GenBank genome assembly.